AUGGCUGCUAAGACCUUUACCCUCGCUGGGAAAGGCCUCAAGCUUGACACAAAAGAACAUCUUGACCAGCAUGUUGCCCCUCUUGUCGAAUCCUCUGCCAUUACCCAUAUCGAUCUCUCUGGGAACACUCUCGGUGUCUCAGCCUGCGAUGCUUUAGCCCCCAUACUCUCGUCCAAGGCAACACUCGAAAGCGCAGAUCUUCAUGACAUCUUCACCUCUCGACUACUCGAAGAGAUCCCCCCCGCGCUUUCUUCGCUGUUGACAGCGUUACUAGAAUGUCCAAACCUUCAUACCAUAGAUCUGAGUGACAAUGCAUUUGGACUCAAUACCAAAGACCCUCUCGUCGACUUUCUCUCCAAGCAUACUCCAUUGAAGCAUCUCAUCCUUAACAACAAUGGAAUGGGUCCUAUUGCGGGGACUGCAAUCGCCGACGCCCUAACGACUUUGGCCGAACGAAAAGCCGAGGCCAGAAAAUCGGGCAAGGAUGUCCCUGACUUGGAAAGCAUCGUCUGUGGGCGGAACAGACUGGAGAAUGGAAGUAUGGCAGCCUGGGCCAAAGCCUAUGAAGCACACAAAGCAGGUAUAAAGAGUGUGAAAAUGACACAGAAUGGCAUCCGACCGGAGGGCAUAUCACAUUUAAUUUCGUCAGGUCUGUCCGCUUGCAGUCGCCUCGAGGUUUUGGAUCUUCAAGACAACACGUUCACUCUAAAGGGAUCCCAGACACUGUCCAGGGCGUUGAACGGAUGGUCAAACUUGAAAGAAUUGGGCGUCGGUGAUUCGCUGUUGGGCGCCAGAGGCGCAAUCAAGGUCUUCGAGGCACUUGGAGCAGGCAACAACAAAAAGGUCGAAAUACUGAGACUGCAAUUCAAUGACAUCAACCCCGCAGGUGUUAAAGCACUUCUCCACGCAGCAAAAGGCGGCGGCUUGUCCGAAUUACGGAGGGUUGAGUUGAACGGCAAUAAAUUUGAGGAGGAAGAUCCGUCUGUAGAAGAUCUUGCAGCACUGCUGAGUGAGCGGAAAGACGAUAAGGGUGGAGACGGUGAUCCGGAUGAUCACUGGGGACUCGACGAGCUUGACGAGCUGGAAGGAGAAGACAGCGACAAGGAGGAAGUGGCUGAAGAGGAGGACGAGGAAGAAGAAGUCCGAGAGAAAGUAGUAAAAGAUGCUGACGAGGCUGAGAACGAGCCAGUGACGCAGAAGAAAGACCAGGAGGUCGAUGACCUAGCCAAAGCGCUGGACAAAGUUCUUUGA
Exophiala aquamarina CBS 119918 is the source of this 1251-nucleotide messenger RNA. RefSeq lists its product as uncharacterized. Gene Ontology annotation, biological process: nucleocytoplasmic transport; activation of GTPase activity. The transcript has a single exon. The coding region runs from base 1 to 1251 and encodes 416 amino acids. Gene Ontology annotation, cellular component: nucleus; perinuclear region of cytoplasm; cytosol. The record is from RefSeq and is a predicted model, not a curated record. NCBI's taxonomy places the organism in Eukaryota, Fungi, Ascomycota, Eurotiomycetes, Chaetothyriales, Herpotrichiellaceae. Gene Ontology annotation, molecular function: GTPase activator activity; small GTPase binding.